AUGUCUAAUCACCUUUACCAAAAAGAAUUACUGGAGCGCAGGGCUUCUCAGGAGAAAAUACAAAAAGUAAUGUGGAAAAGGCUAGGGCAUAUUCCUCUUCAUUACAUUGUCUCCGCAGAGCCACAACGCCGCUUAGUGAGAGGCGGAGCAGCGGGACGGGAGAGAAGAUGGAGGCAGCGGCCGCAGAGCGGGGUCCGGCAGCUGCUGGCGGCGGCGGCGUUGCCCCUGGGGCCGCGGGCUGCGGCGGUGCCGGAGCGGCUGCAGCGGCGGGAGGCGGAGCGGCAGCGGGAAGCGGAGCGGCGGCGGCAGGAGAAGGCGGCCCAGGCGGUGCAGGAGGAGCAGAGCGGGUUCUUCGCGGCCGCCUUCUCCCGGGAGCGGGCGGCCAUCGAGGCGCUGCUGGGGCCCGGCCCGGGCGAGGCGGAGGCGGAGGAGGCGCUGGAGGAGGCAGCCGCCCGGCUGCAAGGGCUGCAGAAGCUCCUCACCGACAGCGUCCGCUUCCUGGCGCCGUACGAGGUGCGGCAGGCGCAGGAGGCGCUGAGCCGGCUCCAGGGGGCCCUGACGGCCAAGCGCCAGCAGCUGCAGCCCAAGAAGCGAUUCGCCUUCCGGGCCCGUAGGAAGGAGGCGGAGUCCGCCCCGCCGCCCGCCCCGGCCGGCCAGCUGCCCGCGGAGUCCGCCCCGCCGCCCGCCCCGGCCGGCCAGCUGCCCGCGGAGGGCGAAGGGAGCGGCCCCCCGCUGUGCGGCUUCAGCCGGGCCGAGGCCCAGACGCUGGAGCUCGGCCCCUCGGAGCUUUUGCAGCGCGAUGUGCUGCUGGCCGAUCUGAGUGACUGCCGGGUGCUGCUCCGCGGCAACCCCAACACGCUCCGGGUACGGGACUGCCGGGGCUGCACCGUGCUCUGUGGGCCCGUCUCCACCUCGGUGCUGGUGGACGGGUGUAGCGACUGCCUCCUGGUCCUGGCCUGCCAGCAGCUCCGCACCCACCGCACCCGGGACACCCGGAUCUACGUGCAGGUGACCAGCCGGGCUAUGGUGGAGGACUGCAGUGGCGUCCGCUUCGCCCCCUACACCUGGAUCUACCCAGGCAUCGAGGGCGACUACGAGUCCUCGGGGCUGGACAGAGGCAGGAACAACUGGAACCUCGUGGAUGACUUUGACUGGCUGGCCAGAGAUGAGCCCUCGCCCAACUGGAGCGUGAUCCCUGAGCAGGAGAGAAUCACCCAGUGGGACUGAAUGGAGGCUGCAAAGGAAACAUUUCCCAGCAUAGCUGCAAAUAAAACUAACUUUGAUUCAUUCUAAAACAACUUUAAAUGCUGAAUUAUAAUGUGGGAUUAAACUACUUGUUCUAAACUGCUAUACAUUGAUGUGCUGUGCUAGAGGCUGGUAACCACUGCAGUAUCCCUGUGACAACGUUUUAGGGCUUCUGUGAUUUGUACACUGUUUUCCUGCUCACUGGCAAUGAGCCUCUAAGUAAAGGUAUGCUGCUGCCUACUUGUUCAACUGUAUAAACUCUGAAAUGCUUUGUGGUAAUGUACAUUUCAGUGGACCAGGAAAUCUAAUGCCCAGACUCCUGGGUUCUAUAGCAUAUUACAAUCUAUGACCCUGUCUUCACUAGUGUGUGUUCUUCAUAGUAGGUAACGUGGCAAAAGUUUUUCAGAGAGGUGGAAUUUCUCCAUUGCCCUAGUGCUGUCUACAGUGGGUUUAGGUUGACUUAAAUUCACACUCCUGAGAGAUGUAGAUUCACACCCCUAAACUAUGUGGUUAGGUCAGCCUAAAUUUUCAGCAUAGACCAGGCCUAGGAUUUACUUUGGUCUGCUAAUAUGGGUGAAAACUACAACUUGCCUUGACCUCAUUAGGCUUUUACAAUAUGUUGGCCACGAAGGUAAGAACCUCCCUCUUUUCCUGGUGGAAGGCUAACCCUUUACACUCAUGGUUUUGUUCUCAAGAUAACUUGAGAAUCAGUUAACUCAAGGUAAAUAUGUUCAUAAAUGCUAUUCUGGGUGCUAACGGACAAAUGGUUGUAGCCUGAAACAGCUAUUUGGGUAGUAUCCAGAUUAGCCAUUACAAACAUUAAUUGGCAAUCAGUUAACUUGAGGUAAAAAAUAGUGUAAACAAGUUCUUAGAGAACAUAUUUAAGGUAUGCAAUAGGUGAUUGGUACCACAGAGGUCUUGCUCUAGUAAUAUGGUACAGUUACCUUAAGGGGUUGAAGUGAUGUGGGAUGGUUGGGGCGGAGACUGGCUUAGAGAGAAACCCCCUCCCCUCCCCACCCAAAUCUUUAACGACAAGCUCUUGAUCUACUGUCUGUACUGCUACCUUCUCUUUUGUAUAGGCAAGUUGCAUAGGCAAUUUACCAAUGCCUAUUUUGGUGAAGAUGUGGCAGUAGCCCUUCAAAAGCACACUACACAUGGUGUAGCAUUAUGUACUUACAGUAGAAGACAUGGAAUAGUCUGCAAGCCUUUGUCCUCUAGUUUAAAAAAAAAAAAAAACCAAACUAUAUACAAGACCUUCCCUUAAAAGUGCUCAUUGUGUUUAUAAGUAGGACAGAUGGUAUAAGGGUGUGAAAAUUUGAAACAGAACUGCCUUGUUCAAAGGUCAUUCCACUGUAACAUCUCUACUCUAAAAUAUGAGUGUAGACAAAUAUAAACACUGCCUUGCCUCCUGAAAAAACCAAGCUGUGCUCUCUGGGCUGAAGUGCAAUGUUUUAAAACAUCAAAUACAUUCAUAAUCACUGUAAAGCAGUAUCUAGCACUCUUAACUACUUGACUGUUUUUCAAGAACAAAUAUAGUCUCACCUAGGCACUGUUUCUUUCCAGAAUAAAGUUGUUACCCUCUUUCAUUUACAAUUUAACUUGUAUGGGUUUGGGGGUAUUGUCACAACUUUGCAGUUUUGUUUACUUGUACUAACUUACCUGAAACUGUGAGGCAGAAGAUGUAUAAUACCAUGAAUGUGCUUUAGCCAACUGUAUUUAACUCAGUCCUUAUUUUGUCUAAUUUUCUGCUGAUGUGGAAACUUUUGGCAGUCUAAUAAAUAUGUUCAAAGAAAAUA
Molecule: messenger RNA, 3041 nt
Organism: Mauremys reevesii (Reeves's turtle)
Lineage: Eukaryota; Metazoa; Chordata; Testudines; Geoemydidae
Gene: TBCC
Product: tubulin folding cofactor C
Exons: 2
Coding region: 1-1227 (408 amino acids)
Biological process (GO): post-chaperonin tubulin folding pathway; tubulin complex assembly
Cellular component (GO): cytoplasm
Molecular function (GO): tubulin binding
Source: RefSeq, a predicted model, not a curated record